Messenger RNA from Rattus rattus (black rat), 422 nucleotides. Its product is annotated as galectin-1. Lineage: Eukaryota; Metazoa; Chordata; Mammalia; Rodentia; Muridae. Gene Ontology annotation, molecular function: carbohydrate binding; laminin binding. The transcript has 2 exons. The annotation marks the transcript as partial. The record is from RefSeq and is a predicted model, not a curated record.
AGCCAUGCAACACGGCUUAAAGCCCACCUGUCAUUCCUUAGCUUUGUGUUGAACCUGGGGAAAGACAGCAACAACCUGUGCCUACACUUCAACCCCCGCUUCAACGCCCACGGAGAUGCCAACACCAUUGUGUGUAACAGCAAGGACGAUGGGACCUGGGGAACAGAACAACGGGAGACUGCCUUCCCUUUCCAGCCUGGGAGCAUCACGGAGGUGUGCAUCACCUUUGACCAGGCUGACCUGACCAUCAAGCUGCCAGACGGGCAUGAGUUCAAAUUCCCCAACCGCCUCAACAUGGAGGCCAUCGACUACAUGGCGGCGGAUGGUGACUUCAAGAUUAAGUGUGUGGCCUUUGAGUGAAGCCAGCCAGCCCCAGCCCGUAGCCCCCAAUAAAGGCAGCUGCCUCUGCUCCCUGUAACCCA